AUACACAUGAUAAUUUGACAUGCCAAAAUGUUGAUUAAGUUUUAUAGUUUCUCACAAAUUCUCGUGACACUGACAGUGACACCCAUCCAUCCUACUUUCUUGUUGCGGCAUCCUGAAUUCACCAUGAAAACGAAACGCUCGUUUUUCUCUUCUUCACAAGCACAAUUUACAAGCAUAUAAAACGACCCAAUAACAUAUAUUACUCUGAUUCAAUAAUCAUCUUAGACAAAAUCUAGUACUACAAAAAAAAAAAAAAAAGAUCUUUUUCACCAAACAAAGAUUUGUCUGGAUUGGAUCUCAACAGUAGUUUUUGAUAUUUUGUUGGUGGUUAGACAUAUGAUUCCAUUGUUACCCAAAUCAAGGUCAUGAGACAUGUUCCAGGAAGUCAAAUUUCUUUAUAUCAAAAGCAGCAUCUUGGCUUGUUUAGAGGAAAAUGAUGCUUUGAUUCAAUAAUCAAAGAGCUAUGAAUAUUGCUACACCCUUCAAGCGUAUUUACACUUCUUCACUUCAGUUUAGUUGGCCAACUAAAUCUACACGGGCUACUGUUACACCUCUUCUUUUUCUUAGAGAAGCGCAGAUUUGAUCUUAUAACAUAGGCACUGGACUAGAAUUGAUAAAUGAUCUAUGACUCUGUAAGCAUAUCUUUUCUGGGGGCAUCAAGUCAAUCUGCAUGAUGGGUAAGGAAAGCCAGAAUGAAGCAGUCAAUCAAGGAGCUGGUAGUGGAAGCUCUUCACCAACUAAGAGCGAUAGUUCAAGGGUUUCAGCUGCGUCACAGCUCAGUAUAGACAGGGAUCUGGGUUUGCCCUCAUGCCGUGUGUGCCAAUGUGUUGAAUCUGACCAAAGGGGAGAUGCUGCUUUGGGGUUUUUGGGGAUAGAUCCGUUUCUACAGGAGUCACCUAAUGUGAAGGAGCUGCCUGCACCUGACAUUAAAGAAGCCUUGAAUGAUGUUGAGAGCAAUGUAUCAGCCGACACAAAUCAGAAACUGGAGCCGGGGUAUGUGCAGUUCAUCAGUCCUACAGGAGAGGUUUUUGUGUGUAAUACAGAUUUAGAAAUGGGUGCAUGUCGCAAUCGGGAUGCAUUGAUUGAGCUCGGAUGCUCCUGUAAAAAUGAUAUGGCCCUUGUGCAUUAUGCUUGUGCACUGAAAUGGUUUAUUAACCAUGGCUCUACUAUCUGUGAAAUAUGUGGGGGUAUGGCGAGUAAUAUUAGGACUGCUGACUUUAAGAAGGUCCUCUCUUCCUUGAAAGAUUAUGAGGCAUUAAGAGAUAGGACCGCCAGCGGGGUACCUAAUCCCGCACAGGUCCAUGAUAAUUCUGGUGUUGAUCCUGAUGCUGUUGCAGCUAUCCGCAGACAGAGGCUAAGUGAGAUUUAUCUGUGGUUUAAUCCACUUGGUAACCACCAUCAUAACCAUUACAGCAGUGAAAAUGCUCCUGCAGUUUUGGUUGUCACAGAGCCACCUGCAAACAUUGUUGCUCAAGAUGUCACACCUCAAAAUUCAGCAACAAAAUGGGCUGUGGAAGGUACAGGGAUUUUGCUAGCAACAGGCCUGCUUACUGUUACUCUGGCAUGGCUCAUUGCCCCUCGAGUUGGGAAGUUAGAUGAGCCAUGUGGACUCAUUUAUGGUGUCAUUGCUGUUCCUUUUUGCUUCUUUCAAGAGCAAGUGGUCAUCGGUAUGAACAUAUAUAUGAAAUGCAAACAGCAAAAAAUGGUCUUCAUAUUCUUCUUGGAGGUGUUUGUGCUUUAGCUGUUGUUGUCUUCUUUCGCUUUGUUGUGCUAACUAGGAUCAGAUAUGGACCGGCUAGAUACUGGGCAAUUUUGUUUGUAUUCUGGUUUCUUGUGUUUGGUAUAUGGGCAUCAAGGACACAUGCUGCUCAUACAACUUGAAUUUUGUUAUAUGAUUUGCAUCUCUGAUGUGUUGUAAAGUCUGUUUCUGCAAAUUUUUCUGUCUUGAAGGUGGAUUCUUUAUUGAUUAUUAUCAGUAUUCUGUAAAAUUUUGAAGGAGUUCGAAUCUGUAUUUUUUCCUUAAUACCAACAUGACAAAUAAACUUUUUGAA
This is a messenger RNA of Beta vulgaris subsp. vulgaris (sugar beet), 2051 nucleotides long. RefSeq lists its product as hypothetical. Gene Ontology annotation, molecular function: zinc ion binding. The transcript has 5 exons. The coding region runs from base 671 to 1741 and encodes 356 amino acids. Lineage: Eukaryota; Viridiplantae; Streptophyta; Magnoliopsida; Caryophyllales; Amaranthaceae. The record is from RefSeq and is a predicted model, not a curated record.